Molecule: messenger RNA, 2908 nt
Organism: Emiliania huxleyi CCMP1516
Lineage: Eukaryota; Haptophyta; Isochrysidales; Noelaerhabdaceae
Exons: 16
Coding region: 1-2715 (904 amino acids)
Molecular function (GO): protein binding
Source: RefSeq, a predicted model, not a curated record
AUGCUCUCCUCCUCCAACGCGCUCGCCAAGGGCCCCGCCGCCGCCGCCAUCGCCUCGAUGGCAUACCAGCCCGCGCUGCGGCAGCAGCUCAUCAGCCAACGCCUCGACCGCCGCCCGUUGCGAACUAGGCCAACCAGCCCUCGCUGCGACAGCCUCGCCGCGCUGCUCGAGCUCGACGUCGAGACCUCGUACCACGCCGUGCAGGCCAUCGCACAGUUCGCGGCCGACGAGCGCUUCCGGCAGGUUCUGCCGGAGGCGGGCGCCAUCGGCCCCCUCGCCGGGCUGCUGUCCUCGCCGCAGCCGCACGUGCAGCACUGCGCCCUCUCCGCCGUCGCCAACCUCUCCUUCGUCCCGUCGGCGGUGGGUCCGCUGUGCCAGAGCGGCGCGCUGACAGUGGUCGGGCAGAUGCUCUUCUCCCACGACGCGGCGGUCGGCGGGCACGUGGCGCUGCUCACCCAGCUCUCUUCGCCGUCGCCCGACGCGCAGAGCCAGGCGGCAAUGUCCAUCGGCCACAUGUGCCGUCACCGUCCGGCGGUGCAGGCGCUUCUGCAGGCGGAGACGGUGCCGCUGCUCUCGCACCUCCUCCACUCGCCGCACCCGGCUGUCCAGCUGCAGACCGUCUACGCGCUCGGCGCGCUGGCGGCGGAGGAGGAGGCGGCGGCGAGUGCGGUGCAGGUCGCCGGCGCCGUGGCGCCGCUGACGACGCUCCUCCUCUCGAGCGGCGCCGUGGAGGUGAAGCAGCACAUCGCGCUCACGCUGGCGCACACCGCUUUGCUGGACGUGCUCGCCGCCGGCGCCGAGGCGGAGCGGCAGGACAACCCCGGCCUCCCCUCGGCGCCAUCGCGGCGCCCUCUCGGCUGUAGGAAGCGAGGCGGCGCGCUGCUCGCCGAUCUCAACUCGAUCUCGGCCAUCGUCGGCCUUCUCAACUCACCGAACGAGGGGACGCAGCAGAACGCCGCAAAGGCGCUCGCGGCGCUGGCCGAGGAGGGCCCAUCCUGCCGCGAUGGUGCGGUCGCGGCGCUGGCGGAGGAGGAGGCGGCGCGCGAGACGCUCUACCGCCUCGGCACUCUCUCCCACGUGCGGCCGGACGGGACGCGCGGCGGCGCCGCCAACCCGGACGCGCGCGUGUCGAUGGUCCGCGUGGUCGCCUCCUUCGCCGCGGACGCGCGCCGCUGCUGCAACGCGCCGCGGGCGCGGUACUGCAACAUGCUGCGGAUCGCGAUCCAGCCCCUCGUGGCGAUGCUCUCGGCGGGUGGCGCAGAGGCGACUGUCCACGUCGCCCGCGCAGUCACCUCCCUCUCCGGCGCGGAGCCGAACCGGGACGCCUUGCGCGACGCGGGCGCGCUGCCGGAGGGGUGGGUGGCGGAGCGGCGGCCGUCAAUCGGCGCGCUGCCGAGGAUGGCGGAGCUGCUGCUGCAUGACGAGGAGGCGGUGCAGCAGGCGGCCGCGGCGGUGCAGUGCGUCGCAAACCUCGGCGUCGAGGCGUCAGACGCCAAGGCCUUCCUCGCCGCGGGAUGGCACCUCUCGCUCAUCUCGCUGCUCUCGGCGUCGUCCGCCGAAGUGCAGGGCGCCGCCGCCGCGGUGCUCGGCAACCUCUCUUCGGUGCCGGAGUUCCGCGACGCGCUCCUCUCCGACGGCGCGCUGCAGCCGAUCCUGCAGCUGCUGCACACGAGCGCGCUGCCGGCGCGGACGGCGGCGGUGCGUGCGCUCGCCAUCAUGUCGCAGCAGCUGAUGUCGCCGUCGCUUCCGGCCGAUGACGCGGGCGCCGCGGCGUUUGUGGACGCUUUCUUCGCUGCCGACGCUCUGCCGACAUUGCUCGCCGCCCUCGGCGACCGGAGACGCCGCGCUGGGCGGGGCGACGAGAGGCCGCGCGAGGGCGUCGACGGCGGGACUGCCGAACGGGAGGCGGUGGCGGUGCUGCUGCUGCUGCAGUCUCUCUCGGGCGGGCACGGCGGCGUGCGGCCGCGGCUCGUCGCGGGCGGAGCUGUGGAGGCGCUGCUCCGCUUCCUGCCGGCGGCGGCGCGGUACGACAAGGGCGCCUCCACGGGGGAGAUGGCCGGAGGCGUGCCCACCCUGCUCCGGCUGGUCGAGUCGAAGAAGCCCGCCGCCGUCGCACCCGCCGCGAGGGUCCUCGCCAACUUGCUUCGCGAUGAGCCGCCGGCCGGGCUCCCCGAGGCGGCGGUUGCUCCGGCGCUAGUGCAGGCCCUGUCGACGGCGAAGCCUUCCGCUGUGGUUGACCUGCUCUCCGCGCUCUCCCACGUGCACGGCGUCUGCAGGAACGCCUUUGGCGGCGCGGUGCUCGCGCAGCUUGCGGCCGGGCUGCUCAAGGCGGUCCAAGACAAGGAGAACCACGAGGGGUGCCUCGCCUCCAUCUCCCUCCUCUCGCAACUCGCGCUGCGGCCCGAGCCGCCAGAUGCGCAACACGGAUCUUGUAUCCAGCCAGCGCUCGAGAGGACACGUGCAGAGACGACACGCGGGCUCAGCAGCACUCGAGCCGUGUUCGAGCUGUGCACUCACUCUGCUCGUGUAUGCCCGAUCCGCCCUCCCGCCCCUUACCGCCCCGAGGCUGGUGCCUCCACGCCGCAGGCCCGAGGCGCGCGCUGCCCUCGCCGAGGCUGGCCUCGCCCCGGCGCUCCGCGAGAGCGCGGCGGCGGGCUGGCGCUGCACCGAGCUCCUGCUCGGCGUGCUCUCGGCCACUUCCUAGACACUUCCUAGACACUUCCUAGACACUUCCUAGACAGCACAGAGCUCCUGCUCGGCGUGCUCUCGGCGGCGAGCAUGCCGGGGCCAUGCAGUCGGCCCAUUCCGUGACUGCCGACCGUUCCGCUCGUCAGGCAUCCUCUCGGCGGAGGAGGCGGCGCCUCAGGCCAGCCGCCGCUCCUCGUGCUCCGACCCCUCGCCGCACGCC